AGAAGGCAGGUCAUUAGCGUUUGGCUCUGAGACGUCGCACAGCCUGAUCUGCUUUGCUCCGUGGUAACCCGGCAUCCUUCUUUCUUCCGUGGUCCCCGGUUGGAUGAGAUAGUCUUGGAAUUAGGAAACUACGAACAGCUCCAAUUAAUAUCACGUUAGCCUCUGGUCUUGCUGUGCGUCCGGACAAGCCGCUCCUCCCUCCGCUGCCAGAGUCAUGGAACUCCCUUUCCGGAAAGACUUGGAGAAGUACAAGGACCUAGAUGAGGAUGAAAUCCUGGGGAAGCUGACCGAAGAGGAGUUGAAGCAGCUGGAAUCGGUGCUGGACGACCUGGAUCCAGAGAACGCGCUUCUGCCCGCUGGAUUUCGGCAAAAGGACCAGACUGUGAAAAAGCCCUCUGGUCCCUUUGACCGAGAGAAACUGCUUGCGUAUCUGGAGAAACAAGCUCUGGAGCAUGAAGACAAAGAAGACGUCGUCCCGUACACGGGAGAAAAGAAAGGGAAAAUAUUUAUCCCCAAACAGAAACCAGUCCAGUCUUACAACGAAGAAAAAGUGACGCUCGAUCCAGAACUGGAAGAAGCGUUGACCAGCGCCACAGACACCGAACUGUGUGACCUUGCAGCUAUCCUAGGGAUGCACAACUUGAUCAGCGAAGCUCAGCUGCGUGAUAUAAUGGGAGGUAGCAACGGUGUCGGCAGCGAAAGUUUCUCAAAUGUGGUCAAAGGGGAAAAGAUCGUGCCCGUCUUUGAUGAACCCCCCAAUCCCACAAACGUGGAGGAGAGUUUGCAACGGAUAAAAGAGAACGAUCCUCGUCUCCUUGAUGUUAAUCUGAACAAUAUAAAGAACAUCCCCAUUCCAACUCUAAAAGAGUUCGCCAAGGCCCUGGAAACAAAUACCCACGUGAAGAACUUCAGCCUUGCUGCUACAAGAAGUAACGACCCAGUUGCUGUGGCAUUUGCGGACAUGCUGCGAGUGAACCAAACGCUGAAGAGCCUCAACAUAGAAUCCAACUUCAUCACUGCCGCGGGCAUGCUGGCGCUGAUCGAUGCCCUGAAAGAGAACGAAACCCUGACGGAAAUCAAAGUGGACAACCAGAGGCAGCAGUUUGGAACACCUGUAGAAAUGGAAAUUGCAAAGAUGCUUGAAGAAAACACAAAGAUACUUAAAUUCGGAUACCACUUCACGCAACAGGGACCACGAACCAGGGCAGCGGCUGCCAUUACGAAAAAUAAUGAUUUAGUUCGGAAGAGAAGAGUGGAAGGAGAUCACCAGUAAAUCUCCUUGGCGCUUGAUCCGCACAGACUGGAGAAUUCAAACCUUCCGGAGGCACGCCGGCUUAGCUUGAGCAAUCUCAAGUCUUCUUUUUACCUGGGUAGAAGGGAAAAGACUGGAAUCACCAUUCCUUUUAUUAUUAUUGUUAUUAUUAUUUUUGUAUUGAUACGCGUGGUAACCAACACAUGUACGUUUAAACCUUUGUAAUCACACCUGCCCAAGGUCUGUCUUUUGAAAACAGUUCUUUGGUCUGCGUUUUCCACUAAGGUAAAUAUAAAUUCUAAACUCUCUGUUGUCGCUA
Sphaerodactylus townsendi is the source of this 1571-nucleotide messenger RNA. RefSeq names its product tropomodulin-3-like. The transcript has 10 exons. Lineage: Eukaryota; Metazoa; Chordata; Lepidosauria; Squamata; Sphaerodactylidae. Gene Ontology annotation, cellular component: myofibril; striated muscle thin filament. Gene Ontology annotation, biological process: pointed-end actin filament capping; myofibril assembly; muscle contraction. Bases 215 to 1273 code for a protein of 352 amino acids. The record is from RefSeq and is a predicted model, not a curated record. Gene Ontology annotation, molecular function: tropomyosin binding.